UGAAAUGAGUUUCUAUGCUAUGUUCAUUAUUUCAGAUACCAUCGUGGGCUUAGCAGCAGGAGGGGGACUGUUACUUGUUUCAGUGUCCUUUAUUAUUGUUGCGAUCCUCUUAAGGCACAGGAGAAGAAAUAAAAAAGAAAAUAAAAUUCCCAAAGAAACAUUAACUACAUUUACAGAGCAUACAAAUAAUGGAUAUGAAUAUGAGCACAAUCUACCGGACAAUCCUUUGUACCAUUCCUCUCAACAUGCUGACGAAGUAGGCUAUUCCACAGUAGAGGAACAAAAGCCCAGUCUUCCUGAUCCAACGAUGAAUGAUAGUUAUCAAACGCCCAACAUUUACGAUACACCAGUAAAACGGGAGACGGCAAAUGACAGAGACACAAAACAAGAACAACCUCUGUAUGCAACUCCUAAAAAGAAUCAAAGUAUUCCAGUUAAUUAUACUGGUGGAGAUAUGUAUGCGCAAGUUAACAAACCAAACAAAAACGCGAAAAAUAGUCCUGUUCGCACGCAAAAUCAGGAUGGACUAGUUAAUAUGGAAGUUGAUCACAGCAGAGAUUUGAAUAAUGAAAACUCGCCAUACACAAAUGACUACAGCUCCGAAACUGUAGCCUAUGCAGAAGUUAAAACUAAAUGAAAGAAUGAGUUGAAUGGAUUUCUUUACCUUAACGAAAGCAUAAUAAUUUUUUUUCACUUGUACCAGUAGAGAUCAAGAGUAUUAUCGAAACUAGUAAUUAUUGAUUCAUUCUCAUCAUGAUCAUAAAUUUGUUGUAAGCAAUUUUCUUCAUUCUUAAAUUUUAAUCGUCCUUUUUAUAGAGAAAAUAAACUACUGAAAAUUUAGCCAUUGUGAUA
Molecule: messenger RNA, 852 nt
Organism: Saccostrea cuccullata (small rock oyster)
Lineage: Eukaryota; Metazoa; Mollusca; Bivalvia; Ostreida; Ostreidae
Exons: 2
Coding region: 5-637 (210 amino acids)
Source: RefSeq, a predicted model, not a curated record